Molecule: messenger RNA, 889 nt
Organism: Lactuca saligna
Lineage: Eukaryota; Viridiplantae; Streptophyta; Magnoliopsida; Asterales; Asteraceae
Source: the annotation of a GenBank genome assembly
AUGAUGCUUUGUCCUGAAUUGAACACUCAGAUACAAACCUGGCUUCGUGAUUACGACAAGAUUCAGUCGUUCGCCGUGAUUCUAAUUUACAUUCAAAUUGCUUGUGCUUUGAUUGGAUCAUUGGGGGCAUUAUAUAAUGGAAUUACGCUUGUAAAUCUCGGAAUUGGGUUAUUCGCAUUGGUUGCAAUCGAGAGUAGCAGCCAGAGUCUUGGUCGAACUUAUGCAGCUCUAUUAUUUUCCGCAAUUUUGCUAGACAUUCUGUGGUUCAUCUUCUUCAGUCAAGAAAUCUGGAACAUUUCUUCAGAGAUUUAUGGAGAAUUUGCGAUAUUUUCAAUGUAUAGAUUGGGGCCUUCACUUGUAGAUAGUAUAGUUCCUCGAGAUGGAGAUAUGGAUUCGAGGAACAGUUUCAUGAAUCCUGCAACACCUCCUCAUGUAGUUAGACGCACGUCUGGUUCUCUUGAUUCAGUUGGAGGAGGAGGAGGAGGAGGAGCUUCCAUCUAUGAUCCAUCAUACUACACCUCUCUUUUCCCAGAUAACCAUGAUGAAGAAUCUUUACAACCGGGUCAAAACCGUCGCAUGGGCAUGGAUGCGUCGCUGUCUGAUUCUCUGUUGAAGCCGCCUUUAGGAAAAUCUUUUCGGGGUUCAAAUGAAAGGAGCAUAGUAAACAGGCUUGGGAGUCUUUGAAGUAGAAAAAAGAUUAUUUCACAAUAUAUCAUAUGAUUCCUAUUUCAAUAUAUUCUUUUUUAAUUUAUUUUUACAGAAUGCAGCUUUAUUAUUAUUAUUAUUCUUAUAUUGAAUGAUUUGAGGUAACAUACUCUAAUGUACAGUUGCAUCUUUAAUCUAUUCAUUUAGUUGAAUUACAUUUGAGCAAAUAUGGUAUGCAUGAGGG